Pygocentrus nattereri (red-bellied piranha) is the source of this 3327-nucleotide messenger RNA. RefSeq names its product forkhead box O6 a (gene foxo6a). Lineage: Eukaryota; Metazoa; Chordata; Actinopteri; Characiformes; Serrasalmidae. Gene Ontology annotation, cellular component: nucleus. The record is from RefSeq and is a predicted model, not a curated record. Gene Ontology annotation, biological process: regulation of transcription by RNA polymerase II. Gene Ontology annotation, molecular function: RNA polymerase II cis-regulatory region sequence-specific DNA binding; DNA-binding transcription factor activity, RNA polymerase II-specific. The coding region runs from base 853 to 2820 and encodes 655 amino acids. The transcript has 2 exons.
UCGCAGCAGAGCCACAGCAUGUCCUCAUUGAGCACGAGCUGAAGUGAAUCCCUUUCUCGUCUCGGACCAAUCACGUGCGAGCUGCGUUUCUCUAGCCCGCGUCAUCACGUUACAACCGGCGAGAGGGCCGAGCGUAGCGGAGCAUGAAAAAGGAGCUCAGCGAGAGAGAGAGAGGAGCCGGGCAUGCUGCAGGUGGAGAUGGAUCAAAUACACUAUACUCCGUGAGAAAGGUGUGAAGGACGCGAUAGGGGCGGAUUUCUCUUGACUCCAGCUGCUGAAGCGGUCACCAUACAUCAGCAGGCUGGCAAUGACCGAGUGACUGUGUGCUCUGCUCUCCAGACUUCAAGCUUCUUUUUCUUCUAAAGAGGGAUUUCGCGCCGUUUUCAUGGACGUAUAACACGCUUCAGUGAGGAGUUUUUUCACCACUUUUGCCGUUUUCCAUUGCGACGAUGGGAGUUUUCCGAGCGCAGGCAGUGCACGGCAUGCUGGGUUGUUGAGAUAUCAUCUGUUGCUGCAGCCGGCUUAAUCAAAAGCGCGAUCAGUCAAAAGCCCGCUUCAUUUGGACCCAGCAUGUUUGGGGGAUGUCUUUAACGUUUCCAAAAGCGCGUUUAAUCUGAGCAGAGAUGGAUUGUCCAACAUUGUGUCAUUGGAGGCAGCGAUCGUUUUUCCACGUUGGAUGGUGAAGACCGUCAGCUGUGCGUGUUCAGCAUGAUCUGCUGCACUCCUCCUGCCUAAAAGCACACAGAGCUCGGUCAGGUAAGGCUUUUUUUUCUUCUGAGAGCACCUCCACCAUCACCUCCCGGAAUCACGCCGACUUCUCGCCCAGCACGCCCCUUUCUUAUCGAAGCGCAGAUGAUGAUGAUGGAGGACGACGAGCUGGAGGCGCAUCAGGUUGACGCUGACACGGACCUGGAGCCCCAGAGCCGGCCUCGCUCCUGCACAUGGCCGCUGCCCCGUCCAGACGCCUUCCCCGAAGGAGCGGAGCUGCUGGUCAAGGCGGAACCGGACAGCGCGUCUUCUUGCCGCGAAGCGCUGCCCUGUGCGCCCGGCCUGGACGUGGCCGGACAGCUGCGCAAAGCCAAGUCGUCCCGGCGUAACGCGUGGGGCAACCUGUCCUACGCGGACCUGAUCACACGUGCCAUCGAGAGCACGCCUGAAAAAAGACUCACCCUGUCUCAGAUCUACGACUGGAUGGUUCGCUACGUCCCUUAUUUCAAGGAUAAAGGAGACAGCAACAGCUCGGCCGGCUGGAAGAACUCCAUACGCCACAAUCUAUCACUCCACACCCGCUUCAUCCGUGUGCAGAAUGAAGGUACGGGGAAGAGCUCCUGGUGGAUGCUGAACCCUGAAGGAGGCAAGGCAGGGAAAGCACCCCGGCGACGGGCUGUCUCUAUGGACAACAGCACCAAGUACCUGAAAAGCAAAGGCCGGGUGAACCGCAAGAAAAUGGUUGGAAGAGCAGGAUUGGGCUCAGUGGCCCGGGUGGCAUUCCAUGGCUCCCCAGAGCAGACCAGCCCAACAGGGAAGUCUGGGACAGGAGCAACAAGUGUCGGGGAAGAGUUUGAGACAUGGACAGACCUCCACUCUCGGGCCAGCUCGGCGGCUUCCACACUUAGUGGACGUCUGUCACCUAUUAUGGCAGAAGGGGAGCUGGAGAACCCAGAGGAGGGGCGACUGUCCUGCUCCACAUCACCACGGCUCUACCCUAGUCCCUCCAGCACCCGCUCCCCAGCGGCACACUGCCCUCCCGUGGAGCUGCCACAGCUAGCAGAUCUCACUGGGGCCAUCAGCCUGGAAGAAGGGUACCAUCACCACCAGCCACCACGCCACAAGCACCCUGCCUACCACUACAGCAGUGGGUCAAAGGCCCAGGGAUCCUACUGCAGCCCUAUUUAUGGUCAAACGGGUGUGGGCAUGCUGCGCCAUCAUUCGCCCUUGCAGACCAUCCAGGAGAACAAGGCCUCCAGCUUCUCUGGCAACUUGCAGACCUACUCAGGCACAAAUGCCUUGCAGAGUCUACUUACUGGAGGCCCACAGUACUGUACAAAAGACUUGAUGCUUGGCCAGGAGCAUGAGGCCAUGAUGGUUCCUCCCAGUAAUGGAACACACAGCCACCACCAUGGCCACAACAACCAUAAUGGCACACACAAUCACAAUCCUGCUCAUAGCCACAAUGGUACCCACAGUCACAACCAGCCACACAUCUCUGCUUCAACUGCAGCAGCCAAUCCUGCUCAUAGCAUGAGUCAUAGCCUGGGCCAGAACCAUCGGCCUCAUGGCCCUGCCGCCCAUAGCCGACCUACCGCUGGCCACAUGCAACCCUACAACCAGAAAGCUCCAUACCUGUACAGUCCUCCAGCUCAUGCACACCUCCCUGCUUCCACCACACUGCCCCCAAACCCUGCAGGCAUGCAGGGUGUCCCUCAAGACUCCUGCCAUUUGGCCACUGCCCCACACCCUCGCCACAACACUUUUCCAGGCCCACACCAGCAAGCCAUGGCCGAUGGGCCAUACCAUCAAGCUCAGGGCAUGGGGGGAGGAGGUAGUGGUUACCAAGGCUACCACCACCCCCAUCACCCUUACCCCCACGAGCGGCUGCCAGCAGACCUGGAUGUGGACGUUUUCCAUGGCAGUCUGGACUGUGACGUGGAGUCUGUCCUCCUCCAUGACAUCAUGGACUCAGGAGAGGAGAUGGACUUUAACUUUGAUUGCUCCCUGGCACAGGGCAUGGGCAUCGGGAUGGGUAUGGGCAUGGGUGUAAGCAUGGGGCUUGCAGGCCCACAGCAGAACCACAGCAACCAGAGCUGGGUGCCUGGCUGAAAGCCCUACACCUGCCCUGUCAUGAACAUUCUCAGAGACCAAACUUUCUGCAGCCCUCCUUAGAGGGGAGAUGCACUGUGCUUGAUUCACACAUUCCUCAAAUAAAGGACAAGAAUCCAGAAGACAUUCCUUAGUUUCACUUUCUGAGUUUCUGUCUUACUCAGCCUGCUCAUCUAUCUGUGUGCUGUUCUGAAAUGCGUGUCCACCUUUUAUCCAGUACACACAUCUGUUGCACCCCGCUUAAUGUCAACCCACUUUGCUCUUGCUGACAGAACGUGAUGACAAUCUCGACUGUGUUGCCCAACAUUGCCUUUUUCUCCAGUCAAAACUAAACUCUUGAGCACUUUAACUGCGUAAAACAAAUCCGUAUCUCCGUAUCUCACUCUCACAAUGGGGAGCUGGCUCCCGGGCGGCAGGAGCUGUAGCUGGCAUGUUGUUUGCUGCACAAGUGGGAAAAUCUCACACCCUUAGGGGGUCUGUAUGCAAAAAAAAAAAAAAAAAGAAACA